UGCCAAAAACCAUAGAGGAAGAAGAAGAGGAAGCAGCAGACAGAGCUUCAGUCCUUGCACCGCUGUGGUUUGUCUGCAGUUAUAAUUUUACACCAAAAUUAUUGAGUCUUUCAAAAUAAAGACACGGGCUGUUAAAGAAGAGGAGCGGCUGCUACACGUUUUACCAAAAUGAAGCUCAACAUCGAGGGUCUGUUGGUGUAUUUCCCAUAUGACUACAUCUAUCCUGAGCAGUACUCCUACAUGCUGGAGUUGAAGAGGACACUGGAUGCCAAGGGUCAUGGAGUCCUGGAGAUGCCAUCAGGAACAGGGAAGACCAUCUCUCUGCUGUCUCUCAUCAUUGCCUACCAGAGGGCCUUUCCUUUGGAAGUGACCAAGUUAAUAUACUGCUCCAGAACUGUUCCAGAGAUCGAGAAGGUCAUAGAGGAGCUGAGGAAGCUGAUGGAGUUUUAUUCCAAGGAAACUGGAGAAAGCAACAACUUCUUGGCUCUGGCUCUUUCCUCCAGGAAAAACCUCUGCAUCCACCCUGAGGUGAGCUCUCUGCGCUUCGGUAAGGAAGUCGAUGGGAAGUGCCACAGUCUGACAGCGUCGUACAUUCGUGCACAACGCCACAGCAACCCCAACCUGCCUGUCUGUCGUUUCUAUGAGGAGUUUGAUGCAGUCGGUCGACAGGUGCCCCUGCCUCCUGGCGUCUACAACCUUGAUGACCUGAAAGACUUUGGCAGGAGGAAAGGCUGGUGUCCUUACUAUCUGGCACGCUACUCAAUCCUGCAUGCCAACAUUGUGGUGUACAGCUACCAUUACCUGCUGGACCCCAAGAUAGCUGACCUGGUGUCCAAAGAGCUGGCCAAGAAAUCUGUUGUGGUGUUCGAUGAGGCUCAUAAUAUAGACAAUGUAUGUAUCGACUCCAUGAGUGUGAACAUCACCAGACGAACGCUUGACCGCUGCCAGAACAACGUGGACACACUCCAAAACACCAUACACAAGAUAAAGGAGACAGAUGCUGCUAAGCUGAGGGAGGAGUACAGGCGACUGGUAGAGGGGCUGAAGGAAGCCAAUGUUGCCAGGGAAACAGACAUCUACCUUGCAAAUCCAGUGUUACCAGAUGAAAUUCUUCAAGAGGCAGUUCCUGGAACUAUUCGCACAGCAGAGCACUUUGUUGGAUUCUUGAGGCGUUUCCUGGAGUAUCUGAAGUCCCGUCUGAGGGUCCAACAUGUCGUACAGGAGAGCGCCCCACAGUUCCUCAAAGACAUCUUUGACAAAGUCUGCAUCGACCGCAAGCCUCUAAGGUUUUGUGCAGAGCGGUUGCAGUCAUUACUGCGAACGCUGGAGAUUGCUGACAUCGCAGACUUCUCAGCCGUUACUCUCAUCUCUAACUUUGCUACCCUGGUCAGCACCUACAGUCAAGGUUUUACCAUAAUCAUUGAGCCUUUUGAAGAUAGAACUCCAACCAUUGCCAACCCUGUGCUGCACUUCAGCUGCAUGGACCCAUCUAUAGCCAUUAAACCUGUUUUUCAAAGAUUUCAGUCAGUCAUCAUCACGUCGGGGACUCUCUCUCCACUGGAUAUCUAUCCCCGAAUCCUGGACUUCCGUCCUGUUACCAUGGCAUCCUUCACCAUGACGCUGGCACGGACCUGCCUCUGUCCUCUGAUUGUUGGCAGGGGAAACGACCAGGUGGCCCUGAGCUCAAAGUUUGAGACCAGAGAAGACUUUGCUGUGAUUCGGAACUAUGGCAACCUGCUUCUAGAGAUGUCUGCCAUCGUCCCUGACGGCAUUGUCGCGUUUUUCACCAGCUACGUCUACAUGGAGAACAUAGUGGCGUCUUGGUAUGAGCAGGGAAUCCUGGAGAAUAUCCAGAGAAACAAACUGAUCUUCAUUGAGACUCAGGAUGCUGCAGAGACGAGCAUGGCCCUGGAGAAAUACCAAGAGGCGUGUGAGAACGGCAGAGGGGCCAUCCUCCUGUCUGUGGCCAGAGGAAAAGUGUCUGAAGGAAUAGAUUUCGUGCACCAUUUUGGCCGGGCAGUCAUCAUGUUUGGAGUGCCUUAUGUUUACACACAGAGCCGCAUCCUAAAGGCUCGUCUGGAGUACCUCCGGGAUCAGUUUCAGAUCAGAGAGAAUGACUUCCUAACGUUUGAUGCAAUGCGUCACGCAGCUCAGUGUGUGGGCAGAGCCAUCAGAGGGAAGACUGACUAUGGUCUCAUGAUUUUUGCUGACAAGCGUUAUGCCCGAGCAGACAAACGUGGAAAGCUUCCUCGCUGGAUUCAGGAGCACAUUAAUGACGGCAGUCUGAACCUCACCGUGGACGAAGCAGUCCAGCUCGCCAAGCACUUCCUGCGACAGAUGGCUCAGCCUUUCAGACAGGAAGACCAGUUGGGUCUGUCUCUGUUGACUCUGGAGCAGCUGCAGUCGGAGGAGAUGCUGCAGAAAAUCACUCAGAUCGCUCAUCAGACUUGAAGGUGACAUACAGUGCAUAACGUCAUCACUAUGUUGCUCUAUGUAGUGCUAUGUUCGUGCACGUUAUAUAGGGGAGAACAUGUUCAGAUUCAAAAACGUCAAAUAAGACUUUUUCCGAUUUCAGUUUGACUUAAGUUGCCCUGAGUUUAUCUCACUGGGUAAAAAACACAGCAUUACAUGUAGGGAGGGACUUUACAGUUUUAUGGAUCAGGGCCAAACAUUUUCUGUAUUCAGUGCAUGUAUUCAGUAUUACAGUGAAUCCUUUCCAUUAUGAUGCAGAGCUGUUACUUGGAAUUGACUCCUAAUACGGAUGGGCUAUUAUCACUACUGCUGCUGCAGUUUAUCAAAAAACCCCUGCACAUUUCAAACCAAAAAUGCUAUACGCAUCAUGCUGUUUUGAUAAGUAACAUGUUUUGUUUCAAACAAAACAAGCAGAUGUGUUGAAAGUGAGCUACAACCAGUCAUCAGUGGGUCAACUCAUUAACAACAGAACUGUUGUUAACAGUGUAACAACAGUGUAAUAUCAGUCCAUAUUGUGUCUGUCAUACAGACAAGACUGCUGUUAGUUUACUUUGCUACUGUAACUGUACAUAGUCACAUUUUAUAGUGAAAGUGAAUUUUUAUGCAUCUGUUUUUCAACCAGAAGGCUGGAAUAUACAUGUUUGUAUUAA
Messenger RNA from Lates calcarifer (barramundi perch), 3122 nucleotides. RefSeq names its product excision repair cross-complementation group 2 (gene ercc2). NCBI's taxonomy places the organism in Eukaryota, Metazoa, Chordata, Actinopteri, Centropomidae. Gene Ontology annotation, molecular function: ATP binding; DNA helicase activity; hydrolase activity, acting on acid anhydrides, in phosphorus-containing anhydrides. The transcript is spliced from 23 exons. Bases 169 to 2451 code for a protein of 760 amino acids. Gene Ontology annotation, biological process: transcription by RNA polymerase II; nucleotide-excision repair; positive regulation of mitotic recombination. Gene Ontology annotation, cellular component: nucleus. The record is from RefSeq and is a predicted model, not a curated record.